CCUUGAUGACAUAUGUUAAGCUGCUUUAUUAAUAGUGAGUGUGCGAUUCUGAAUAGAUCGAGCAGACCAACAGUUUCCUCUGCAUCAUCUUUUCAUCUGUUUUACAGUAACAUGGAGCAGAUCGGCGAUUACCUCCACAGGUACAAAAACUACAACUUUAUCACCGGCCUUAUAACUGCUGAGUACCUUGAUUCACUCCAGAGCUUUGAAAUUCAAGACAGUGACGUAUUCCUUGUCACUUAUCUAAAGUCUGGCACGACAUGGGCUCAGCAGAUCAUCACCUCCAUCUAUCAGUUAGACAGCGAUCCGCAUGAAUAUUCCAACAACAGGGAGCUGAUGCCAUGGCUGGAGUACAAGACGGAUUACGAAGACUACUCUCUGAGACCCUCUCCACGGCUUUUCGUCUCUCACCUCACCCCAGCUCUCAUGCCUCCCGGGCUUAAGGACAAGAAAGCAAAGGUGAUCUAUCUGAUGAGGAAUCCAAAGGACAACAUCGUUUCCUAUUAUCACUUCAGCAGAUCCUGCAAAUACUUUGAGACUCCUGAGAGCUUGAAUGGCUUUUUUGAGGACUAUUUGACAGGCAACGUUGUAGGAUCAUCCUGGUUUGACCACAUCAGGGAGUGGCAUUCCAACAGAGACCGGCACAACAUCCUCUUCCUGACCUAUGAGGACAUGAUUUUGGACCUGAAAGCAACAGUAAAGAAGAUCUGCAGCUUCUUGGGUAAAAACCUUAGUGAAGCAGCCAUCGAGCAAGUUACAGAAAAAUCUACAUUUAAGACAAUGAAGAAAGACCCAAAAGCCAACUAUGACUUCAUAUUAAAAAGUAACAUGGUCCAUGGAUACUUCAUGCGUAAAGGGCAGAUCGGGGACUGGAAGAACUUCCUCACUGUUGCUCAGAGUGACAGAGUUGACCGACUGCUUCAUGAGAAACUGGGGGAUCUAUCUCUGAAGUUCAUCUGGGAAUAAGCAGAGAAGCCUGAGCCACGUCAAGAUGUUUGUUCUUACUCAUAGAAAAGCUUAAAAUCUAAAAUUGUAAUUGUAAGGAAACUGCUA
Messenger RNA from Paralichthys olivaceus (Japanese flounder), 1053 nucleotides. It is a transcript of the gene sult3st1, whose product is annotated as sulfotransferase family 3, cytosolic sulfotransferase 1. Gene Ontology annotation, cellular component: cytoplasm. Gene Ontology annotation, biological process: sulfation. The record is from RefSeq and is a predicted model, not a curated record. Gene Ontology annotation, molecular function: sulfotransferase activity. Lineage: Eukaryota; Metazoa; Chordata; Actinopteri; Pleuronectiformes; Paralichthyidae.